AAGCACCCACUCAAUCUAACGCGGAAAACAGAUAAGCCCAAACAAUCCUAUUUAGUUAUAUAUAUAUAAAACUAAAUAGGGUUUCUUCCGAAAUUUCACUUCCUUUUCUCCUCUGGUUCACCCCAUCACAGCCGUGCAUCCAAUCCCCUCACCAUCAUGACCGGCAAGGCGAAGCCCAAGAAGCACACGGCGAAGGAGAUAGCCAUGAAGGUGGACGCCGCCACCACCAAUCGCGGCGGGGGCAAGGCGGGGAUGGCCGAUAGGACAGGUAUUGAGAAGGGAGGGCACGCCAAGUACGAAUGCCCCCUCUGCAAAACGACGGCGCCUGAUCUCAAGUCUAUGAAGAUUCAUCACGAUGCUCGUCACCCGAAGAUCCCCUACGAUGAAGAAAAGAUUGUUAAUGUUCACGCCGCCCGCGUGGCGGAGUCUUCGAAAACUAAGCCCGGUAUCCGAGGGAGCCUCAAGAAGUGAAAAGAGAGUUCGACUGAGAUGUGGGUUAUUUAGAUUUCGUUUUGUUGUUAGUGGGUUUUCAGUUGUGAUGAUAAUGACUGAGUGUAUAUUGUUUUAUGAUGAUGAUGAUGAUGAUGAUGAUUAUGAUGACGAGACUAUGUUUGGUUGUUGUGUUAGAAGUGUUAAAUUUAUGCUUUCCAAUUA
Messenger RNA from Pistacia vera, 654 nucleotides. RefSeq names its product protein METHYLENE BLUE SENSITIVITY 1-like. The record is from RefSeq and is a predicted model, not a curated record. The transcript has a single exon. Bases 157 to 471 code for a protein of 104 amino acids. Lineage: Eukaryota; Viridiplantae; Streptophyta; Magnoliopsida; Sapindales; Anacardiaceae.